AUUUCACUUUAAAUUGACUAGAAAUAUGUUUGGAAAACUUGUUGCUUUCUUGGUGAUCACUGUUGCCAGUGCAAGAGAUCUGUACCUCUUCAACAAGUUGGAUACAGAUAUUAUUGUUUCCAUCACUGGAAAAUCUGAUGUGUCUUUAGGUGUAGGAACUGAGGAAAUUGUGUCUGUAUCAGAAGAAUUCCAAGGUAGAAUCGUUGCCAAAAAUGCCGACUGCAAGAGUGAAAUUUGUGACAGCGUUGUAACACUUGUAGAAUUGACUCUGAAUGAGAAUGUAGACUUCUAUGAUGUCUCCCUCAUUUCAGGCUUUAACCUCCCCGUCAGGGUAGUGGCGCGUUCCUCCGGCUUCUGCAGAGAAGCAUCCUGUUUCAACGAAAACCUGUUAAAAUCUUGUCCCAAUGAAAACAAAGUAGAAGUUGAUGGUGCUUUAGUUGCUUGCAAGUACACCUCUAAACUUUUCGCCGAAUGUUAUGAGGCCAUUUCAUCUGAUGAUGAAUCGGCAAUUUUUAAUUGCCGGGGGCAACCCAAAUACAACAUUAUCUACGAAUUUGUUUAAUAAAAACAAUAGCUUUGUCGAAUUAUAUUAUUAAUUCUG
This is a messenger RNA of Aethina tumida (small hive beetle), 601 nucleotides long. RefSeq lists its product as uncharacterized. NCBI's taxonomy places the organism in Eukaryota, Metazoa, Arthropoda, Insecta, Coleoptera, Nitidulidae. Bases 26 to 562 code for a protein of 178 amino acids. The record is from RefSeq and is a predicted model, not a curated record. The transcript has 3 exons.